This is a messenger RNA of Purpureocillium lilacinum, 816 nucleotides long. Lineage: Eukaryota; Fungi; Ascomycota; Sordariomycetes; Hypocreales; Ophiocordycipitaceae. The record is from RefSeq and is a predicted model, not a curated record.
AUGGACACACGCUAUGCUACACCCUUCUUUGCCUCCAAAUCGCGACUACCAGCCCCGCUUCCGUCACCACAGGACAUUGAACGGUCGGGCGUCGUCCUGCAACAGUAUACUGGCCGUCGGGUGAUUCGCUUCAACGACCACUUUAUCGUGAAAUACGGGCUGAAUGUGAGUCUCACAGAAGGCGAGAACAUGCUCUUCGUGCGGCAAACACAAUUAGUAGCUGUACCAGAGGUGUUUGCCUUGUUUUCCAUUGCAGGCACAGACGGCCAGAAUGUCAACUACAUCAUCAUGGAGAAUGUGGCAGGUGAUGGGCUUGAUGCCGUAUGGCUCCGACUGGAUCAGCCUGCGAAAGAAAGGGUGUCAGGCCAACUGCGCCUCCAGGUCGACGCUUUGAGGAGCAUACCCGCACCGGGAUACUUUGGCUGUAUUGGACGAAGGCCGUUCGAAGACGGACCAUUUGAUACCGAGGCGCAGUUGAACAACGCCUUUGUGCAAAAGUAUCUUUACAACAGCGGACUGCCUCACAAAGCCAAAUAUUAUCGUCGCGUGCUGCCACUGGUCCUGCGGAAUCAUGGCGCAGUAUUCACGCAUGGCGACUUGCAGCGAAAGAAUAUGAUAUUGAAGGAGGGCGGGGAGAUCGUGCUCAUCGACUGGGAAACCGCGGGGUGGUAUCCGGAGUAUUGGGAGUACGCAUUGGCCAUGUUUGCGUGCGGCUCAUGGGAGGACGAUUGGCAUGAGUAUGUUGCCGGCAUGCUGACGGAGUAUCCGAACGAAUACGCGUGGUUUGACAUGCUUCGGAGAGAGCUGUGGUCUUGA